Paramacrobiotus metropolitanus is the source of this 1544-nucleotide messenger RNA. RefSeq names its product retinol dehydrogenase 13-like. The transcript has 3 exons. Lineage: Eukaryota; Metazoa; Tardigrada; Eutardigrada; Parachela; Macrobiotidae. The record is from RefSeq and is a predicted model, not a curated record. Bases 223 to 1350 code for a protein of 375 amino acids.
UGAUGCUGUCAUUGCUGUGUAAUGCUUCAGUUUUGUUGAUGCUGUGUGAUGCAGCUGAUGCUUCAGUUUUCCUUGUUAAUCAAUAAUAUUUUCUGAACUAAAAACCACACUGAUUGGAAAAAGUUAAUGAUUAGUUGUUAACCGUUAACGUAACAAUUUUUAUGGUUACAGACUUACAGCCACCCCCACAGGUGACUCGGAGGUGAGACUGAGCACUGAGCGAUGAGCCGCAAAUGGUUGAUAUACUCCAGUGCAAUCGGCACACUUGUCGGUGGAACUGUUAUUUUCAAAGAAAUUUUACAAGGAUGCCUCUACAAAGGCGCAGAGAAUUUAUCUGGGAGGACUGUGAUCAUAACGGGUGCGGCUGUUACAGUUAGAUUAUACGCUGUGUUAUACUCCUGGGUUUAUCAGGCUUUGGUAAGUGUAUGCCUUGUUUUGCAAAUGCGUAUCUGGUUUCGUUUAGGAGCCAAUACGGGAAUAGGCAAAGCGACGGCAACGGAGUUCGCAAAGCGAGGAGCUCGAGUGAUUAUGGCAUGCAGAGAUAUGGAUCGCUGUAAGAAAGCCAGACGCGACGUUAUCACCGCUGCGCGACCUGUUUUAGCGAAAAUGAGAGACUCUUCGGGAAAACCUAUGCGGACGAAUGUCAAAUGCGAAAGUUUAGACUUGGCAUCUUUUGCGUCAAUUCGAGCAUUCGCAGUGAAGGAAGAACCUAAAAUCAAUUACCUAAUUAACAAUGCCGCCACAAUGAAAGACCCGGAACGGAAAUUAACAGCCGAUGGACUGGAGCGGCAGAUGGGGAUAAAUCAUUUUGGACAUUUUUUGUUGACAAAUUUACUGCUCCCUAAAUUGAGGGCGACGGUUGAAAGUCGUAUUGUGGUGGUCAGCUGUGUGACGCACAAGUCAGGAAGCAUCGAUUUUGAAAAUCUGAACGCCGACAAGGAUUAUUCCGCCAACGAUGUCUAUGCUGCCAGUAAACUGGCCAAUGUUCUCUUCGGAAAGCAGCUAGCGCGCAACUUGCAGGAUGCCGGCACUGGUGUUUUCAUAGUCGAUCCGGGUCUGACCUUUACGCAACUGAGUAGAAAUCUCCCUGUGAUGCAGUCCGUGUCCAGAUUUAUUUUCAGACCAGUAAUGUGGUUGUUUUUGAAAACACCUCAGAGAGCUGCUCAGCCCGUUAUGUACGCAGCACUUAGUCCGGAGCUGAAUAACUGCUCAGGAGAAUACAUUGUGAAGUGUACUGUUGGAGACAACUCGCCCGCGGCUAACGAGGAGCAUCUCGCAAAGAAAUUGUGGCUUGUAAGCGAACGUUGGACGAGAACAACAGCUUCCCCAGAUAGCACGAUAUCUUACUGAUGCGCGGACGGAGUUGAUACUUUAAAUACUUACUCUUAUGUACAAUACAAUCAUAAUAACAAAUUAAUGAUCGCUCAUUUCCGUGUUUUAUUGUCCUUCGGAUUCUGUGAAUUUUGGUGGCAAUAAAGACGAAAUCUUCAAAUCUACGAGUAGCAUUUAAUAUAUCCAUGUUUCACGAAAGAAUUCUCUGUUUU